Colias croceus (clouded yellow) is the source of this 1112-nucleotide messenger RNA. RefSeq names its product rhodanese domain-containing protein CG4456-like. The record is from RefSeq and is a predicted model, not a curated record. Bases 233 to 742 code for a protein of 169 amino acids. Lineage: Eukaryota; Metazoa; Arthropoda; Insecta; Lepidoptera; Pieridae. Gene Ontology annotation, cellular component: mitochondrion. The transcript has 4 exons. Gene Ontology annotation, molecular function: thiosulfate-cyanide sulfurtransferase activity.
ACAUACCUUCUUGUAAAGUACAUACUGGUACAUAGGUACACAUAAAUUAAAUAUAGAUGUACCUAUUUAAAAGUUUCUACUUAUGUAUUAUAUUGUUUUGAUAAUUCUAUAUUGUACACCUUCCUUAACUUUUAAAAUUUACGAUACCUAUAGUUUUUAAUCAAACUAUUAUGUUUGUAAUUUCACGAAUUUUAAUAACCGCAACCAGAAUUUCUCGUGUGCAGAUAAGAAAAUGGCACUACAUAUGUAUUAUUUUCCUUUAUUAUAUUAUUAUUUUGUUUUGUUAAUUUCAAUUUUUACAGUUAUAAUAUGUUCAGAGGCAUCGGUAAAAAAAGUACACCAUAUAAAAUGUAUCACGACGGACUCGUAUUCAAGAUUCCAUGCAACAAAAAUAAUUGAUCCUCAAUACGAAGUUAAUUAUGAGGAUGUUGAUGGAAGUAUAAAUAAUCCUAAAACCCUUAUUAUUGAUGUAAGAAAGCCAGAUGAAGUUCAAUCUACAGGCCAGAUUCCAUCCAGUAUCAACAUUCCAUUGGACAGCUUACAGCAAGUUUUGACUAACAUGUCUGAAGAAGAAUUCAAAAGGCACUUCCAUCGAUCCAAACCAACACAUUCUGAUGAAAUUAUAUUUUAUUGUAAAUCAGGAAAAAGGGCUAGCAAAGCACUAGCAACUGCUCUUAGUAUUGGAUAUUCAGAGUCGAAAAAAUAUUUAGGCAGUUGGGAUGAAUGGUCUAGUCGACAAUGAUUGCAUUUACAUGUUAAAAUAUUUUUGUUUUUUAUUCACAACCCCAAUUGCAAUAAAUAAUAAAAUAAUAUUAAAUUAAAAAAUAACAUUCUUGAUGGAAAUAACAAAUUAAAAAAAAGAUUUUGACAUGGUGCUAUAGUAGUUAUUAUCACAUUAUUUAUUCUGUGACAUGGUGUCAUUUCGAAAAAAAAUGCAAUUAUAAUAUCAAUUUGUAAAGAUCAAUCAACUGGACAAUUUAAGACGCAACAAUAUUAUUGGUUGCACUUUUUCUUAUGUAAAAACAAAAUGAUCAUGGUUUUAGAUAUAUGUACCUAAUAAAUUUCUAUAUAUACAAGUAAAUUUAGGAGGACAAUAAAGAAUAACAAACACA